AUGACCCGCCCGCCCACUCCCUCCACCCCUCCACCAACACACCUCCUAACCCUCCUAACCACCCCCUCCUACCCCGAAGCAGAAUCCCUCUUCCGCCGCCUCGCCAGCACCCGCGCCCGCGUCCACGGCCCCACCUCCCCCGACACGCUCGACAACAGCGCCGCCCUCGCCCUCCUCCUCAGCCUACAGGCCAAACACGAAGAAGCAGCGUACCUCCUGCGCGGCGUCGUAACGGCCCGGACGCAGAGUCUGGGAUCGACGCACGACAAGACAGUGCAGAGCGUGAACUGGCUCGCGGAGGUGUUGCUGCGUGAGGGGGAUUUGGCGGGUGCGGAGCGCUUGUGUCGGGGGUUGUUGGACGGGGGGGUAGAAGGGGAAGCUGUGUUGGAUGGUAUGCAUAUCCUCGCUCAAGUGCUGCUAGAGCAGGGUCAGCUGGGGGAGGCGGAGCGGGUGGCGCGGAGGGUUGUAAAGGGCAGGGAGCGUGUGCUGGGGGUUGCGCAUGUGGAUACGUUGAUUGGUGUGCAUACGCUUGCGCGGGUUUUGGCUGCGGGACGGCGGUGGGGAGAGGCGGUGGAGUGCUUUGAGUGGGCGUGGUGUGGGAUGGAGGGUAGGUUGGGGGGUGAGCAUGUGGAUGUUAGGGAGUUUUUGGGGGAUUUGGAGAGGGCGAGGGAGGAGAUGGGAAAAGGAGUGGAGGGGGAGUGUAGUAUAGUGUAG
Molecule: messenger RNA, 714 nt
Organism: Dothidotthia symphoricarpi CBS 119687
Lineage: Eukaryota; Fungi; Ascomycota; Dothideomycetes; Pleosporales; Dothidotthiaceae
Exons: 1
Coding region: 1-714 (237 amino acids)
Molecular function (GO): protein binding
Source: RefSeq, a predicted model, not a curated record